AAGCCAGGUGACGUUCAGCCACCAGCUGAGCUUCCCAGUCACUGGAAGGAUCAGCUUCCACCUUUCCAGCAUGAGUGGAUUCGGCACACAUUAUUCAAGGCCAACCCACAAACUGGCAAGCUAGAAAAAGUGCCGCAGCUGAAACUGUGGUGGUAUCCUCCUCAGCCCCCCCUCGUUCACACCCAGCCUCCUGCCUCACCUGACCACUUCUUCUGUCGGCCCUUGUUCCUGUGGAUGUCUCAGAGGAUGUGGUAGUUUCCUCUGGUCUGUGUUCGUCCAGCCUGUGACAAACAGACUAACAGCAGCAGGACUGUACCGAACAGUACGCAAGGUCUUGGACAUUGACGGGUGGUAGGACCUUGCUACUGAGUACCUUAAGUGCAAACGCUGCUCAAAAAGUAUCCUGCUUGAUCUGAGGACAUCUUAGAACAGCUGGAUAUGGGCCACCACAGCCAGUUUCCAGCUUUGCUGACAUACAGAUACUCAUGUGACAUCCGGGUGCUUAGGAUGAUGAGGGAGACAACAAUGGGCAACAGCGUCACUCAGCGUCACAAAAAGGUGCUGGAGCAACACAGUGAAGCAUGGAUGCAGCGUGUCCUCCAGUACCUGACAGUUUGCGAACCAUUCACAAGGUCAUCUGUUGUGCUCCCUGUGUUUACUGAGCCUCCCCUCUUGCCUGCCCUACCUAAGCCCAAAUGGCUGUUAGCUGUGUAUGCCAGGGAUGUUCUGGGGCAUUUGCAUGAGGUUAAGGCCAAAAUAACAUCCACUUUUGGCUCUGUCCUCAAGAUGGACUCCACAAAAAAGGUCACCAAGAAACUUGCUGGUGCCGCUGCAGGUACAGCUGCUUGGUGCACUAAUGUGGGAAAUGAACACGGCCAAGUUCUUGUCUCGGUCCUGACAACCAGCGAGGGACAAGGACUGGAUGCGAUGGCAGCUGGCCUAAUGAAGUGCUACCGAGAGGCAGGGGAGGCACCACCAAAAGUCAUAUACAUGGACAGAGACUGCUGCAAUCAGCACGGCCCUUGUCAGGUGAAGGCCAUGUUUACAGAGUGGGAUGGGCUUCAGGUGCGCCUUGAUAUAUGGCAUUUCAUGCGGUGGUUUGCUGCAGGUGUAACAACAGAGGCUCACCCCCUGUAUGGCAUUUUCAUGGCACGCCUAUCCAGAAGCAUUUUUGAAUGGGAUCCAGAGGGUGUUGCGGCUCUACGUUGUGCCAAGGAGGGUGAGUUGGCAGCAAAGAGGAUUGGCCAUAUCUCAGAGGAGGCAGUCACCACUCGCAUUACCCGGAGGGAGUUGGUGCUGCACUGCAGGAGGAGGACCAGGGGCGUGGAGGAGACCACCAGACUGAUCAGAUCACUGAUCAGUCUGUUUGACAGUGAAAGUGGGAAGGAUGCAGUGUUCAUUCACUUCUUAUUCAGUCCCCCUCCAGCAGGGAAGCCAAGUGACGUUCAGCCACCAGCUGAGCUUCCCAGUCACUGGAAGGAUCAGCUUCCACCUUUCCAGCAUGAGUGGAUUCAGCACACAUUAUUCAAGGCCAACCCACAAACUGGCAAGCUAGAAAAAGUGCCUCAGCUGAAACUGUGGUGGUAUCCUCCUCAGCCCCCCCUCGUUCACACCCAGCCUCCUGCCUCACCUGACCACUUCUUCUGUCGGCCCUUGUUCCUGUGGAUGUCUCAGAGGAUGUGGUAG
This is a messenger RNA of Sphaeramia orbicularis (orbiculate cardinalfish), 1686 nucleotides long. RefSeq lists its product as uncharacterized. The record is from RefSeq and is a predicted model, not a curated record. The coding region runs from base 439 to 1686 and encodes 415 amino acids. Lineage: Eukaryota; Metazoa; Chordata; Actinopteri; Kurtiformes; Apogonidae. The transcript is spliced from 4 exons.